GUCCGACUCCUGACUGACUCACUGCCUGCCCCUUACUCAUCGUCAAAUGUGACACCCAGCACCAGACCCCGGUGUCAAUAUGUAUAACCGUCAACUCAUCAGUCUGUCGAAGAUGAUUACCGACUAUGGCGCAGGAUGAUGCAAUUUUGGAUUCCAGUAUGGAGCGGAAGGAUACAGAGAUUGACAAUGAGGUCUGCAUUGCUGUGGUUUUCAGAAUGGAAGAGGAAGAGGGCAGAGAAGGGUUCGAAAUUAGAGAGGAGUUGGACGAUGAUAACAAAAAGGGCGGAGACGAUGAGGCUGUACCUGACGUCGGCGGCGACAUCCGCUCACUACGACAAAGCUCCUCCGUACUCUCCAUUCUUGGCUCCGAGGCCAACCUUCGUGACCGCAAAAAUCAGUUCAUGGAGCUCUUCGACCACUAG
Messenger RNA from Desarmillaria tabescens, 422 nucleotides. RefSeq lists its product as uncharacterized. NCBI's taxonomy places the organism in Eukaryota, Fungi, Basidiomycota, Agaricomycetes, Agaricales, Physalacriaceae. The coding region runs from base 126 to 422 and encodes 98 amino acids. The transcript has 2 exons. The record is from RefSeq and is a predicted model, not a curated record.